Ananas comosus (pineapple) is the source of this 1268-nucleotide messenger RNA. Its product is annotated as SKP1-like protein 1A. NCBI's taxonomy places the organism in Eukaryota, Viridiplantae, Streptophyta, Magnoliopsida, Poales, Bromeliaceae. The coding region runs from base 139 to 711 and encodes 190 amino acids. The transcript has 2 exons. Gene Ontology annotation, molecular function: cullin family protein binding. Gene Ontology annotation, cellular component: nucleus; cytoplasm. Gene Ontology annotation, biological process: SCF-dependent proteasomal ubiquitin-dependent protein catabolic process. The record is from RefSeq and is a predicted model, not a curated record.
UAAUCGCACCUAAACCAUCUCAGAAGCAGCUUUACCAUCCGAUCGACACGUGUCUAAAAUUAAUCCCUUCAUCGGUCGUCCGAUCCAUCCACGACCUCAAUCCAACGGCCACAAACACCGCUCCCCUACCCACUUCUAAUGGGGAAGAGUGAGAUUCUCUCAACGAUCGCCCUAGCUCCCUCCUCCUCCUCCUCGUCCCCGUCUCCUUCCCAAACCCUAGCGAGCGAUCGAUCGAGCGCGGCAAUGGCGAGGACGAUCACCUUGAAGAGCUCGGACGCGGAGGUGUUCGAGGUGGAGGAGGCCGUGGCCAUGGAGUCGCAGACGAUCAAGCACAUGAUCGAGGACGAUUGCGCCGCGAGCGUUAUCCCCCUCCCCAACGUCACCUCCAAGAUCCUCUCCAAGGUCAUCGAGUACUCCAAGAGGCACGUUGACGCCGCCGCCGCCGCCUCCGCCGCGGCCGCCGCCGCCGCCGCCGUCAAGCAGUGGGACGCCGAGUUCGUCAAGGUCGACCAGGCCACCCUCUUCGAUCUCAUCCUGGCUGCGAAUUAUCUCAACAUCAAGGGUCUGCUGGAUCUGACCUGCCAAACCGUGGCGGACAUGAUUAAGGGGAAAACCCCGGAAGAGAUUCGCAAAACCUUCAACAUCAAGAACGAUUUCACCCCCGAGGAAGAAGAAGAGGUGCGGAGGGAGAACCAGUGGGCUUUUGAGUGAAUGCAUGAUUGGAGAUGAUCUCUCUCUCUCUCUCUCUCUCUCUCUCUCUCUCUCUCAUUAUCUAUGUGUUUGCUGUUUUUAGUCAUUGUGAACUGAAACAACUGUGGACCUUGUCAGUGUGGUGCCGUGCCAAUGUCGAAUUUGCUUUGAACUUGAAUAUGUAAAUAGAUAUGGUUGCAGGGGCUAGAUGUGUAGGCAACCUGCGAACCGCGUUCAGUGUCCGUCCUUGAGAUAUAAGCGGUAGAUCAUUGUGAGUGCGAUUUGAUUACAAGUCAAGUUUAGUAAGAGUAGAAAUAUUAGUUCGUCCGUCGACCACGAUAUGCUGAGGAGGUCUGUAGCCUAGCCGUAGGUUUAAUUUUAUAAAAAUAACUUUUCCUUGAGAAAAUCCAAAGUCAUAUUUCGUGAAAAGAUUCAAAAUAUAAUCUACAGCGAGGUGAAGAGUCUCCUCCGCAUGUUGUGAUGUUGAGAGAAAUAUUAUUCUUACUCCUAUUCUUGGCUAAAUUUGAUUACCAGCGGAACUGUAAUUACACCAAUCCAUGGAUAAUGUUUUGGUAGUU